Molecule: messenger RNA, 530 nt
Organism: Anopheles maculipalpis
Lineage: Eukaryota; Metazoa; Arthropoda; Insecta; Diptera; Culicidae
Product: microsomal glutathione S-transferase 1-like
Exons: 3
Coding region: 32-490 (152 amino acids)
Cellular component (GO): membrane
Source: RefSeq, a predicted model, not a curated record
UUUUGAAGUGUAACUACAGCUAAAAUCCAAUAUGGCCAGCCCAUUCGACGCCAUCAAUCCAGACGUGUACAAGGCGUACGUGUUUUGGUCAGCAGUGUUGGUAGCCAAGAUUUUGCUAAUGGCCCCGUUGACGGCUUUGCAGAGGUUUAAGAACAAGGCCUUUGCGAAUCCUGAGGAUGCCAGUGCGGUCAGCAAGAAGUUAAAGCCUAAGCUGGACGAUGCAGAUGUGGAGCGUGUGCGUAGGGCACAUCUAAAUGAUCUGGAGAACAUUCUGCCCUUCUUUGUCAUCGGUUUCCUGUACCAGUUAACCAAUCCUGUACCCUUUCUGGCAAUCAACCUGUUCCGAGCGGUAGCGGUCUCCCGGAUUUUACACACGCUGGUGUAUGCCGUCGUUGUUAUUCCACAGCCGGCACGUUUUCUCGCAUUCGUGGGUGGCAUGGUGCCAACUGCCUACAUGACGCUGCAGACGAUACUGUACUUCAUGGUUUAAAGUGAUUACUAGCAGUACGCAUUUACGAUAUGCACAAUAA